This is a messenger RNA of Batrachochytrium dendrobatidis JAM81, 1716 nucleotides long. RefSeq lists its product as uncharacterized. Gene Ontology annotation, molecular function: endopeptidase activity; serine-type peptidase activity; protein binding. The coding region runs from base 1 to 1716 and encodes 571 amino acids. The transcript has a single exon. The record is from RefSeq and is a predicted model, not a curated record. Gene Ontology annotation, biological process: proteolysis. NCBI's taxonomy places the organism in Eukaryota, Fungi, Chytridiomycota, Chytridiomycetes, Rhizophydiales.
AUGAUUCAACAUGUCCAGGCAUGGGUCCAUUUUGAAUCAAAACUGAAAUAUCAUGGUCAAGAGGCAAAUCCAUAUCCUGCUCUCGAGCAUAUCCAAAACAAUAUCGAAACCCUUACUGAUGAACAGAUUCAACUCGGGUUAUUGGAUGUAUUUGCUCAAACUCGCGACGCACAUACUGUCAUGUCAUUGUCUGGUCCGUAUAGUUGCUUUUAUAUUACCAUAGGCAUUUAUUUUGAGUUCAUUGAUGGUCCAGGCGAUAUGAUCCAAGACCCAACAAUUGUCGUCAGCCAACCCGUCGAUCGUGAAAUAUUAGACCUACUACGUAAUACCGCGUAUAACCAAAUCAAUGUUGGAGAUCAACUUCUUAGCAUUAACGGCCUCACUUUUUACAACUGGAAAAACAAACAUCGAAAUGUAAUUGGUGGGUCCACCGAAGCUCAUAAUCAGCGUCUAGCAUUAAAAUAUUUGUCCUUCAGAUAUGCAGCUCUUACCCCACUUCCUGAUGAAAACUCUAUCAAGCUUAAAUUUAAAUCUCGUGUUGGCACCAUAUACGAAGUCAAUGUACCGUACAUGUCUGCAUACCAAUAUACCUGUUGGGAAUACUCGAGCAAACUUUACACACAGCUGACAGGCGUGACUCUUGAUAUACAUUUACAAAAUACAGUUGCUGUAAAAUCCAAUAGUCAUGCCUUGCCAACUACAACAGUCGAUGAUCAUACCACAAGUUCACAGUCUACCAUGCCAUUGGUUGCUGCUCGCCAUAUUCGAAAGCGGAGUCAAAACAGUCAAGAUCAAGAUACAGGACGAUUGUCAAAACGUGGUUUACAGAUUACAUUUUAUGAAACGAGUAUAUUCGAACUAUCUUGGACAAUUUGGAAACCUGACAGCCAAAACAUGGGAAUAAUCAAACUGGCAUCGUUCGAGUGCACAUCCCGCACAACAAACACACAAAAGGUUUCUGAAGGAGUUCUUGAAGUGGAAAGACUAUUGAAGACAGUACUCAAAGACACCAAUUCUAUUUUGAUCGAUGUUCGUGAAGGUGGUGGUGGAAGUCUGGAUUUUGCACAUGAGAUUCUACAGCUAUUCAAGAGCGAUAUUGAGCCAUUUAAAGUGAAGUAUCUUAGGAACAAGGUCACAUUCAAUAUAUUUGUAGAAUCACCCAUAGAUUUGAGAUCGUCUCGUAAUGCUUGGCUCAAAACACCACCCGACGACAGCGAGUACUCACUAUUCCAUGAUUUUACGGAUCCAGAAGACUCCGGCACUUACAAUCAGAUUUAUGAUAAACCAAUGGGUGUAUUUACCAGUGGUAAUUGCAUGUCUGCAUGUGAAGCUAUGACAGGAACUGUGCAGUCGUAUAACAUUGGAACAGUAUUUGGUGAGGAUGCCACAACAGCUGGUUCUGGUGCAAUCGUUUGGGAUCUAGAUCCAGACCUUAUCUUUUAUGAUCCGACAGACUUUAAACCAAUGCCAUUCAAAAAAGAGUUGACAUUUAGUACCAAGGAUAAAUUUUACAACCAAAUGGCUGUAGGUAAUCGAGCAUUCAUCCGUAAUGGCGAUCAUAAAGGACAGCCGGUUGAAGAUGUUGGCAUCGCAUCUGACAUUGUAAUCCGACCAAAACUGGAUGAUAUUAUUUUUGACACAAUGGAUAAUUCGCAGUACGAUUAUGUUGGUAAUUAUUUGAUUAAAGCUGAGGGAAGACCAGCCAAAACAGUUUGA